Cucurbita pepo subsp. pepo (vegetable marrow) is the source of this 1188-nucleotide messenger RNA. Its product is annotated as suppressor of disruption of TFIIS. The record is from RefSeq and is a predicted model, not a curated record. Lineage: Eukaryota; Viridiplantae; Streptophyta; Magnoliopsida; Cucurbitales; Cucurbitaceae.
UCAACCCCCUCCUCUUCCUCCCCCACUCGCUCCAUUCUUCAUCCCCUCUUCAAGAAGCUUUGUUUACCUCUCGUUCAAAGCUUCUUUCCUCCUCAUUGCUCUUCCCCAUUUGGAUUUCUAAUCAAAAUGGAAUACGAGAAUCGGUUUAGACAGGCUCAGAGACCAAAAUAUGAUUGUCUUCUGUUUGAUUUGGAUGAUACUCUGUAUCCCUUGAGUACUGGCAUUGCAGCUGCCUGUUUACAGAACAUCAAAGAUUACAUGGUUGAAAAACUGGGCAUAGAGCCAAGCAAAAUCGCUGACCUCUGCAAUUUACUGUACAAGAACUAUGGAACAACCAUGGCUGGUCUAAGGGCAAUUGGGUAUGAGUUUGAUUAUGAUGAGUAUCAUAGCUUUGUUCAUGGAAGACUUCCUUAUGACAACCUUAAACCUGAUCCUGUUCUUAGGAGUCUUCUGCUGAGCUUGCCUUAUAGAAAAGUUAUCUUUACAAAUGCUGAUAAGAUCCAUUCAGUUGAAGUUCUAAAAAGGCUUGGAUUAGAGGACUGUUUUGAAGGGAUUAUUUGCUUUGAAACACUGAAUCCGACCAACAAGAACUUUGUUUCAGCUGAUGAAGAUGAUGAGCUUGAGUUUCUUGGAUCCAAUUCGACAGCGCCAUCUGGGUCGGAAAUCUUUGACAUUAUUGGUCAUUUUCUUCAGCCAAAUCCUGGGAUGGAGUUACCAAAAACUCCCAUAAUUUGUAAACCAUCAGAAGCUGCCAUUGAAAGGGCUCUCAAAAUUGCAGGCGCUCAAAGAACUCUGUUCUUUGAAGACAGUGUUCGAAACAUACAAGCCGGGAAGCGAGUCGGGCUCGACACCGUCUUGAUUGGCACUUCACAGAGAGUUAAAGGAGCAGAUUAUGCGUUGGAAAGCAUCCACAACCUUAGGGAAGGAAUUCCAGAGCUUUGGAACGUUGAAAUCAAAUCAGAAAUGGGUUAUGCAGGCAAAGUUGCAGUUGAAACAUCAGUCACAGCUUAGAAUCAUAACAUCCUUGUUAUGUUCUUCAAACCUUAAACCCCACAAAAGAAAUCAAUGAAAUAAACAAAAACAAAAUAUGUAUAUGUUAUGGGGAAAUGUGUUGUAAAUAAGUAAAGUGUUCUUCAAUGUAAUCUCGACCAAAAAUUAAAUCUCAAAUCUAUUUUGUUCGUCCCUAAA